This is a messenger RNA of Austrofundulus limnaeus, 3070 nucleotides long. RefSeq lists its product as uncharacterized. Gene Ontology annotation, biological process: viral process. Gene Ontology annotation, molecular function: nucleic acid binding; zinc ion binding. Lineage: Eukaryota; Metazoa; Chordata; Actinopteri; Cyprinodontiformes; Rivulidae. The transcript has 4 exons. Bases 565 to 1722 code for a protein of 385 amino acids. The record is from RefSeq and is a predicted model, not a curated record.
GAGUAAAAAAACAUGGGGACCUGAGCUGUUCCCAGUAUUGUGUGUUGCACUACAAUACUACUAUUGUUUUGUGCUGAGCACAGCAGCCGUUGCUAUUUUCUUUACAAACUGAGUUUUCCCUUCCCCCAUCUGUUAUUCCUCUUUCCCCAUCCUCCUCUGCUGGCUGCCCCCAAUUCUCUUCUCAUUUCGCUCCCCUUUACGACCCUCUCUCCCAUUUUAUCGCUUCCUUUCACCCAUUCUUUCUCCACUUCGUAGGUUUUCCUUCCUGAUUUUGGCGUUGUCAUAGAGGCAGUUUCCGCGACCGGAAGCUACCCGCUGCGGCCGAUUGUCGGCUGGACGGAGAGAGAAAGUUUUUCUUUUUUCCCCCUCUGCAACGUGCCCACGCUGGAUUCUACUUUUUGACUCGGCCACUGUGGGUGCUUUUCGGGAAUGGAGCUGGAAAGAACCUGUCAGACGGAAACAUGCGAUCACAGCUCUGAAUCUGAUGACGAGGAGGAAGAGGUGCUUUAGACAGAAUCUGAUGACGACACAGCUGCUGAUAACCAUCCUCAGACACCACCUCAUAUGAGCACCGACCCAGUGAAGCAAGAGCCACCACAGCCAAAGCCGAGACAGGUGACUGAAGCAGCUGCUACAAAGAUGGAACUCAGAAAAAGACAGGAAAAGCAAGGUGCAGCAAAAGCCCCCUGCCCCUCCACCUCUCGGUCAAAGACAGGGUACCACAGCUCUGAUGCUAUGGCACUGAAGACUGCAAAGAAACUGGCUGAACUGCAGGAGGGAAAAAAGGCUCUGGAAUCACAGCUAGCAGUGAUCACUCAGAAGACCAGUGAGCUGACCCUGCCCAUGCUAGAGGUCGCAGGACAUACAGGUCCAGCACUGGUGUUCCGUCCUUGGACAAAUGAGGACAUGAAGGCGUACAUGCAGCAGCUACCGAACGUUGUGGAAGGUGGGAAAAAGUUCUGCGCUGCCAUUAAAACUUUCUGCAUGGAAGUACAACCCACCUGGCCUGAAUUGAGGAGACUGCUACUCUUUCACAUGGGCCAAACCAACUUUGACAAGAUUAAAGGUGACCUGGUGGGUGAAUACCGUGUCAUACAUCUGACUUUUGAUGACGCAGCAAACAACCACUAUCGAGCUGCAUUGGAUAAGCUGUGUGCCACCAUCAACCGAGCUUUUCCAAGAAAGGUUGUCAUGUCAAAAGUGAAGGCCUGUGUACAGCAAAUGGCUGAAUCAACGAAAGACUAUUUCUCUCGGCUGCUAGCUGUCCAUAAUGAGUACUCUGGAGUUGACGAGCCGUCAGACCUGGGUGACGUGAUGGGGCAUUGGGAGAGCGCCUUCAGCCAAUAUUUCCUGAAUGGCCUGUUGCCUGAUGUUUUUGCAGUGAUGAAAGACACCUGUCUGGACAUGAAAAACGCUCGCUUGGAAAAACUGCGCAAACAUGCCAAAUGCGCGCAUGAGAAGCUGAAGGAUGAAAGAGAGGCUGAAGAUAAGCUGAUAUCUGAAGCCCACAGGCAAACACAGCUCACACUGGCCCACACUGUGACAAAACCAGCUGCUCAUUUCCCUCGCGGUCGGGGGAGAGGCCGCGGUAACUGGAAGCAUCAGCAGCCUGCAAAGAAACCUCCAAAUUCCUAUUGCUACAUUUGUGGGGAUCCGAACUACUGGGUUAAAGAUUGCCCGAAGAGGAUCAUCAAAGGGGAGACGGUUGCCCAAGCUGACUAAGUGUGGGACAGGGCCGGGCGGAGCUUCAGCAGGGGGGGACGGGGACGCCAGAAGCACAGACGGUCCAGGCUGCGAACAGUAGGCUUUCUGCACCUUCUGAGAUAAGUAAAAGCUGCUCUCCCGACUCCAGCGGACCACCCCCUCCACGACCUGAGGCCCGGUGACCACAUCCUGGUGAGGAACCUCAGACGGGAGUCCUGGAAGUCCGAGCAUUGGAUUGGUCCAUUCCAGGUUCUACUGGUUACCCGGACGGCCGUGAAAAUCACAGAGCGUGCAACUUGGAUCCACAACUCCCAUUGCAGGAAGGUCCUGCAUCUACCCAGAGUAGCACCGGACGGUACUACUCCUACAUCUGAGCACGAGGCCACUGCUACGACCUCGGCUCCUGUUUUGUGAUCGGCUGAUUACAUAUCCUUUGAAGUGAAAGAUUGCACCUGAGCCUAGAAAAAUGGCUGGGUGCAUUGUUGCUAGACUAUUUCUUAUGCUCUUUUUCACCCCAUUCACCUGUGGGCGUGUUCCAGAACUGAUUAAUCAAGAUGCCCCCCACCCACCUGGUUUGAAAGCUCAUUCCACCUGGAUCAAUGACUGUACGCACGGGCCCAAUAUCUCUGUUACAGCGGGUACCACUAGCACUGUCAUUUUGAACCCGUGUGACUAUUUUUACUGUUCGGACAUUGCUCUUAUGAUAUGGGCUGAAAUGUAUGUCUGUUACAGUAUUCCUGAUGUGUGCCCCGCCUGCAGUUCCUGGUCAGAGGCUCUUUGGACAACAGGUUACUCUGACUGGGGAUACACACUUAAAGAUGAUGUCUCUGARAUUAAGAACAGGAUCAAAAUCUGGAAAGUAAACAACACUUCUCCAGCUYUUAUGUUUCACGUUGCAAAUGCUGUUGUAUCUGACACUGGUUUCUAUACCAUUUGUGCUUACAUAACUGGCUACGAUGUUUGUGCACCUUUCUGGCUAUCUGUUCGUGUCCCAAAUGUUAUCACCAAGUUAUCUCCUGUUUUCAGGUCCUUAGAUGCUGGGUUUCCUGGGGGGGCUGUCCAAUACCCUCCUGUUCUUGCUGGUGUGGUGUCUAAGGGUCAAGCUGGGAACUUUUGGUGGAACAUGGUCAGGUCUAUUCUGCAAACUGCUGGCUUAAACACUUCCUGCUAUGCCUGUACUUUGUUUCCACAUGAUGCAAGCAUGUCUCUUCCUGUUAGGCCUCGCCCUUUGAACUCUACUGAUUUCUUGUGUGCUUUGAUGGUGUUGACUCCUCAUUUCUUAAAGGGGGCCAACGGCUGGGCUUAUGCUAGAACAGACCUUCCAGCAACUUGUGAAUACAUGUCUCGUGUUGCCAUCAGAGCCACA